Messenger RNA from Diabrotica virgifera virgifera (western corn rootworm), 7254 nucleotides. RefSeq lists its product as uncharacterized. The coding region runs from base 218 to 478 and encodes 86 amino acids. Lineage: Eukaryota; Metazoa; Arthropoda; Insecta; Coleoptera; Chrysomelidae. The record is from RefSeq and is a predicted model, not a curated record. The transcript has 4 exons.
UUGGGAACCUUCGCCGGUCAAUGCGAGCAGUGCGUUCUUCCGCGAAUUGGCCUCGUGCAUCGAGGUUGAACAGUAUUAUAGCUAUAUAAAACUAAGUACGGGCCAAUUGCUCCGCAUCUUUCUUUUAGUACCAAAGCCGAUUGACUGUGUGGUUCUAAGUGUUGGGUUCCAGUGCACCCCUUGACCUAGUGGAUUAAUUACUUCUUGGAUAACAACAAUGAGAUUUACCGCAGUACUCGCCUUCUUAGCUUAUUUGGCCGCUUUAACGGCAGCACAAUACAACUUUGGAGUCUUUGGUGACCCCUUCAGAGGUUUCGGAGGUGGACUGGGUGCCAUACAAGCCACGAGAGAUCCUAGACAAAACACAGGGCCAGUGGUGUUCCCUCCAGCCCCACCAGACAGUGGAGAAACUAGCGGUGUAGUAGUAGGUGCUUCAGGGUAUGGAUUUGUACCACCACAAAGACCUCGACACGGAUAGAUUUAUUUUGUUAAAUGAAGCCAGCAGAUGGUCACCCUAUCACUCAUUCUUCUCCUACUUCUAAUAAUGCCAACAUGGAUCAUUUGCGGCAACAACAUGGGCUCAAGUGUUUUCUCGAUAUACUAUUGGUCUGGUUUUUUCUAAUUUUUAUACGGAAAAAAUCAAACCAAAGUAAAGUAAGGUGCAACAAGUCAAAUUUUUGUUAGGUUAUUACUUGAGUGUAAAUUUUGUAAAUAGAGACUUAAGUACUUCAUUUAUGUUAAAAUUAGUAAACCAUGCACUACUAAUUUUAAUGUAAGCACUGCCAAGAAAUACCUCAUUUGCUAUUUAUUUAUUGCAACAUCUUAAAUAUAUUUUAAGUAAUAGGAUCUAGAUACCUAUCUAUCUUUUAGAAAAACAUUUCUAUAAUAUGUGCUGUCAGUAAUAUUUGGGAUCAAUUUUAUGCAAUAAAAUAUAUACGUGGGUGGUCCGAUAAGUAGUAGAAAUGUAUACAGGGUGUAACAAAAAUACAGGUCAUAAAUUAAAUCACAUAUUCUGGGACCAAACCUUAGUACAAAUAUGCACAUAAAAAAAGUUACAGCCCUGUGAAGUUACAAAAUAAAAAUCGAUUUUUUCCAAUAUAUCGAAAACUAUUAGAGAUUUUUUAUUGAAAAUGGACAUGUGGCAUUCUUAUGGCAGAAAUAUUUCAAAGAAAAAUUAUAGUGAAAUUUGUGCACCCCAUAAAAAUUUUGUGGCGGUUUUGUUCCCUUAACCCCCCACCCCCAAUAUAUUUCAAUUAAAUUAUUUUUCUGGUACCAUUAGUUAAAUUCAAUAUUGUUAAAACUUUUUUGGCUCUUAGUAUUUUUUUGAUAAGGCAGUUUUUAUCGAGUUGCGGCUUCUUUUUUAAUGUGUUUACAUGCAGAUUUUAUCGGGGUUUUGUUCCUUUAAACCCCCCAAAUGGUUGUGUACGUUCCAAUUAAACUAUUACUGCGAUACCAUUAGUUAAACACGGUGUUUUUAAAACUUCUUUGCUUCUUUGUAUUUUUUCGAGAAGGCACCUUUUAUGGAGCUUUCGAGCUGUGGCUUCUUUUUAUGGUUCAAAAUACAGAUACCUAAAAAUGUAAAUCAUAAAUAAAUUUUCCUAUUAUUACCAUUAUUACGAUUAUUAUCCAUAAUCGCACCAUAUACCAUUAACCAUAUACAAAUAUGUGGUGGAUUUGACAAAUAUUCAAAAUAUCUUGAUAAAAACUGACUUUUCGAAAAAGUACUAAGAGGCAAAAAAGUUUUUAAAACAUUGUGUUUAUCUAAUGGUUCUAAAAUAAUAAUUAAAUUGGAACGUACACAAAAGUUUGGGGGUGUUUAAAAGAACAAAACCCCCAUAAAUUUUUUAUGGGGUGUCUAAAAUUCACUAAUUUUUUUUCUUCAGAUACUGCUGCCAUAGGAAUGCCACAUGUCCAUUUUCAAUAAAAAAUCUCUAAUAGCUUUCGAUAUAUUGGAAAAAAUCGAUUUUCAUUUUGUAACUUCAAAAGGCUGCAACUUUUUUUUGUGCACAUUUGUACUAAAGUAAGUUAGGUUCAAUCGAACUAUUUUUGGUCCCAGAAUAUGUGACUAAAUUUAUGACCUGUAUUUUCGUUACACCCUGUAUUAUAGAAAAGUCAAUAAUUGAUAAUAAUUAAGAGGCGACAGUAGCGAUCAACAAGUAGCAACAAACGCGGUCCAAGAUUACGGCUGUAAUUUUGAAUAUUUUAUCGAGAUAUUUGGCACACAUAUAAUAAUAAUAAUGGUAAUAAUGGUCUGCGUAACUUGGAACCAUAUGGGAAACUUUUUUAAUAUCAAUUUUACGAAAAAAAGUCAUUCUUUGUAAAGUGCUCUGCAUAGGCUAAAUCCUAAGAUGCAAUCAUCAGAUAUCAAAUUUUGUCAACAGUAUACGAGGUAUGUCAAAAAAUAUGAAUUUCGCUCAAGAGCAAACUACCUUUAUAUUUCAAAAUAUCAAAAAAUUUUAUUAUGAAAAGUUAUUUGUAAUUAAAACUCAUAUUUAAAUGUGCAAAAAAUUCUGAAAUUUUCCUAAAUUACCGAUUCCGAACAUAAUUUUUAUUUAUUAGACAUGUAAUAACUCCUUUAUUAAUAAUUUUAGGAAAAAAAGUUAUUCUUCAUAAAAAUCUGUGCAUGGUCUAAACCUCAAGAUGCAACCAUCAGUUAUCCAACUUUGUUAAUUUUAUACGAGGUGUGUCAAAUAAUAUGAAUUCUAGAAUUCUUUCUAAAUUCAUAUUAUUCGACACACCUCGUAUAAAAGAUAACAAACUUGGAUAACUGAUGGUUGCAUCCUGAGGUUUAGACCGUCCACAGAUUUUUAUGAAGAAUAACUUUUUUUCCUAAAAUUAUUAAUAAAAGAGUUAUUACAUGUUUAAUAAAUAAAAAUGAUGUUCGAAAUCGGUAAUUUGGCAAAAUUUCAGAAUUUUUUUUUUCAAGUAGAAGACUGUUGUUGCAUAUUUGAAUAUGGUUUUUAAUUACAAAUAACUUUUCAUAAUAAAAUUUUUUGAUAUUUUGAAAUAUUAAAGUUGAGCGAAAUUCAUAUUUUUUGACAUACCUCCUAUACUGUUGACAAAAUUUGAUAUCUGAUGAUUGCAUCGUAGGUUUUAGACUAUGCAGAGCACUUUAUAAAGAAUGACUUUUUUUCGUAAAAUUGAUAUUAAAAAAGUUUCCCAUAUGGUUCCCAGUUACGCAGAAACCAUGUAUAAUGAAAAAUGUCGGUACAGAGCCCAAUUUGAGAAAUAUGUUAGUAUGUUAAAAUUACUCUAUAAAUAAAUAAAAUAUUGCAAAAAGGAGCCUGUACUGCCAUUAAGAAGAAUACAAAAAUAAACUUUCUUCAAAUAAACUUUUUUAUCCCAUGCCUGCAUUUUGUGUCAUAUUGGACCUAGUAAAUUUUUUUAUCUCUAACAAGAAAUCGGACAUACAAUACAUAUACAUACAUAAUCGGUUGCCUCUUUUACCAUUAGGUGUCGAGAUAUUAUAACGAAAUCGGACAUAUUAUAACUAAAUAAUUGAUUAGUCAACAUAGAGAAACUGUCACUGUAAUUUUGACAAACCUGCGUCAGAUUUCUAAUCUGUUAUCUGCAAAGGGAUUACGAAUACUCGAUACGAAUCGUAUCUGCCAUGUUUUACCGUAGCGCCGUAGAGUGUUCGUAAUCCCUAUACAGAUAACAGAACAGAAAUCUGACGCAGGUUUGUCAAAAUGACAGUGACACUUUCUCUAUGUUGACUAAUCAGUUAUUUAGUUAUAAUAUGUUCGAUUUCUUGUUAGAGAUAAAAAAUUUUAUUAGAUCCAAUAUGACACAAAAUCUAGGCAUGGAAUAAAAAAGGUUAUUUGAAGAAAGUUUAUUUUUUGUUCUUCUUAAUGGCGGUACAGGCUUCUUUUUGCAAUAUUUUAUUUAGCUAUAGAUUAAUUUCCACAUACUAACAUAUUUCUCAAAUUGGGCUCUGUACCGUCAUUCUUUAUUAUAUUACGGAUAUGUGUGCCAAAUAUCUCGAUAAAAUAUUCAAAAUUACAGCCGCAAUCUUGGACCGCGUUUGUUGCUACCUGUUCAUCGCUACUGUUGCCUCUUAAAUAUCUAUGAUAUUUUUUGAAAGCUAUGAAUUGUAAUUGACUGAGAUCGCCCACGCCAGGUUUUAAGUAUAUUAUCUACAUUUAAUUAAUUGUAAAGAUUCCGAAAAUUCAAUUUCAACCUCAUUAUCUAAAUCUCUAUUUAUUGUUGGACGUUGUGUUUAAUAAAACUUUUGAUCUGAAUGUAUAGAGGAACAAUAUAAAUACAUUUCACCCAUUUUUAUCGAAGAUGCCACUCAUUUCCAAGGGAAUAGUAGUACCUACCUAUACUAAAUUUACAAUCAAGAUGCAGUAGAAAUAAACAAACCAAGACACGUUAAAUGCUACUAGGAGCACUCCGGAAUCAUAAUUUACAAUGUAUUGUAAAUCCCAAAUCAUGAUUUCCAAAGUUUAUCCAUUGUAAAUUAUGAUUCAGGAGUGUUCUUAGUAGCGUUUAACGUGUCUUGGUUUGUUUAUUUCUACUGCAUAUUGAUUGUAAAUUUAGUAUACACUAGAAUAUACUAAAAUCACAAUUAAUUUGCCCUAGAAAUAAACAAACCAAGACUCGCUGAAUGCUACGAGGAACACUCCCAAAUCAUAAUUUGCAAUGUAUAUACAUUGUAAAUCCCAAAUCAUGAUUUACAAAGUUUAUAGAUUGUAAAUCUUGACUCGGGAGUGCUCCUCGUAAUUCGUAACAUUCAGCCCGUCUGGGUUUAUUUAUCUCUAGUGCAUCAUAAUAUUGUGAUUUUAGUAUAGUCAUAUCAUAUGCACAUAAUUUAAAAACAAAGUUCAUAAUUAUUUAGUUUUCAUCUGUACUUUAACAUCAUUCCCAAUAUAUUUAUAAUUUUUUCAUAUAAUCACACGUUACUUUUAUGAUAAUUCUAAGGUGUUAGUUAUUAAGAGUAUAAGUCACAAAUUGUUACUUUUCAGGGGGUCGCACAAGUUUUUGAUUUACCAUAUUUCACCUUUUUCGUAAACUUUCUGUUAUGAUCAAUAUGGUAUAAUGUUAAAACAUGCAAUUCAAUAGUAUCUAUCAAAUAAAGAAAAAUAAAGAUGUGGUUUAAUUAUUAAAAUAUUUGACUUAUACUGAUAAGAUCUAACCUUCUCAAAACGUAUAAUGUUGUUUACUACAAAUGCGCGACGGUAACGACCAAUCACGGCAAACGUAGAAUGCCAUUAACUGUCAUUCAUCUGCGCAAAGGACUAUGCGCCGUCACCAAAAUGGAACAUAGAGAAUAAUGGAUUUUUCGCGGAGUGACCCUACUGAUUCUUAUUAUACUGUAGUAAAUCUAGCAAAGAACAUAAUGUACAUUAUGUUAAUUAUACGAAUACAACUUGAUACUUAUUUGAAAGUAGAUUUUAGGUUAGGUUUUAACUUAUAACAUAUUUAUAACUAGGGUUACCAUAAUUUAUUAAGGCCAAAUCCCGAAAGGGGUAGUCCAAGGGGUUGUAGAAAAUGUAAAAUGUGAAUUUGACCGGGUGCGGAUACAGAGGGGGGUCAACGGGUCCAUGGACCGCCCUGUUGUAUUUAGUCUAUAAGGAUUUUUUUUAUUAUUUAUUAUUUUUUUCUGUCAUCCAGAGCUCAAUUCCUUUGAUACCAUAUGUAUCUGAAAUGACUGAAUUUUAUCCUUAGGGCCGGUUGUUCGAACGCUUAUCAAAAAUGAUCAAUAUCAAAUAUUUAAUUACUGUCACCAACUGUCAAUGUCAACUUUGUUUGGGUUGCUGAAAACAUAAUUAUGGAUUACAAUUAUGAAAUUAGUUAAUCAAUUAUGUUAAUAAUUGUUAUGUUAAUUGAUUAACUAAUCUCAUACUUAUAAUCAAUUAUGUUUUCAGCAACCCAAUCAAAGUUGACAUUGACAGUUGGUGACAGUAAUUAAAUAUUUGAUAGUGAUCAUUGUUGAUUAGCGUUCGAACAACCGGUCCUUAGAGUAAGUGCGAGUCGUAUGGCUAAAUCUGGACAAUAAAAUAUUUGCGGUACGUCUGACCCCCCUAUUAUGAAUUUGCACUGACUGUGUUGCUACCUAUACAUUUUACAUAUAUGCGAAAUGCAUAUGGCACAAUUAAAAGUACAGCUGUUUCGCUACAAUAUGCAACAAACAUCGAAAAUAUCUGCCAGUUUAAAAUACAUAUACACAUAUGCUUUAACAUGACAAGCAGAGCGACAAACUUAAGAGGAAACAGUAGCGAUCAAUAGGUAGCGAAAACGCGUUCCAAGAUUGCGGCUGUAAUUUUGAAUAUUUUUUCGAGAUAAUUGGCACACGUAUUCGUAAUAUAAUAAAGAAUGGCGGUACAGAGCCCAAUUUGAAAAAUAUAUUAAUGUGUGGAAAACAAGCCUGUACCGCCAUUAAGAAGAACAAAAAAAUGCACUUUCUUCAAAUAAACUUUUUUAUCCGAUGCCUAGAUUUUGUGUCAUUUUGGAACUACUAAAAUUUUUUAUUUCAUUAGUAGUUCCAAAAUGACACAAAAUCUAGGCAUCGGAUAAAAAAGUUUAUUUGAAGAAAGUGUAUUUUUUUGUUCUUCUUAACGGCAGUACAGGCUCGUUUUUUUAAUAUUGUAUUUAAUUACAGAGUAAUUUCCACAUAUUAAUAUAUUUUUCAAAUUGGGCUCUGUACCGCCAUUCUUUAUUAUAUUACGAAUAUUUGUGCCAAAUAUCUCGAAAAAAUAUUCAAAAUUACAGCCGCAAUUUUGGAACGCGUUUUUGCUACCUGUUGAUCGCUACUGUAUCACCUUAACUAGGUGCUGCGCAGAAGGAAAUUUUCCACCGUUGGGCCAAGAGUUUUCCACUUUUUUUAGUAAAGAAAAAAUCCGGACAUUUCUCAUAUCCGGACGCCAAUCCGGACAUGUCUUUUAAAUCCGGACUGUCCGGACGAAAUCCGGACGUAUGGUAACCCUACUUAUAACCCAUAUUCAAAUCGGUGUAGCCAACAGUAUAAGUAUAAGUCAAGCGGAAACUUGACAAACUAACAAAACCUAGUAGGUACUUAGUAUAAGUUCUAACGAAAUGAAAAAAUAAUGUAUAAUUUUUUAUUGGCUCAUACUUUUAUUGACUUAGAAAUCUCUCAGUAACUAAUACCAUAGAAAUGUUAAUUUAUGUUGAUUUACUGUAAGGCAGUGCAGUGAAGUAUAAUAUUUAAAAAUAGUCUAUAGUAUAAAAUAGUCAAUAUUUAUUGCAUUUGUCAACCUAUGCAUUUUUAUUUAUUAAAUUUUGUUAUAAAAA